GUAGCGGACGACUUGUCCAAGGAGGAGCCUGCUCGUCUAGGAGCUCGAGCAUGCUCUUUUUCCAAAUGAGUAGCAGCAUGCUGUUCAUCUUGCAGUAGCGGAUGACUUCUUCUUCUUGCCCAAAAUAUGACCUGAAAACCUCGGUUGCCCGACUUGAUUGAUUGAUUGGCUUCAAAGCUAAUCUAUAUGUCAUUGGUUAUCUUGAUGCUCUUGUGAAGAUCCUUCUUCUUCAACUUUUCAUCAUAGAUACUGCUAAGUAUUUAAAAAAAGAUGUCGGAUGCCAGUGUCAGUUCGAAGAGCAAAAGCAUUCUGAAAAAGACGAGUACGGAAUCGAUCCCAGAGACGAGCCCAGAGACGAGCCCACCAACGAGCCCAAAGACGAGCACAAGAACCCCUAGUCCUACAAUUAUGACCAGAGUCCUCUUUGCGAAUGGACCUCAGCCACUGAGUCUCUAAUGUGCGCCUGUGAUCUUGAUUUAAACGUGGCAUCAUCGUGUCAGUCUUUUCAAAGUGAGCUGCAGUGAAACACCAUGAGGAUAAGGUCCUUUGCUGCGAGUAGAUAUAGAUGAUACAUAGAGGUCAAAAAUUGAUGCAAUUUGAGCUGUUGAAGCCACUAAUCCAAACGCUACUAGUAAUGGGAAGACGAAUAGCAAAAGCAUCACCAAUGGGAGAGAAGAUAGAGACGAUGUUACCAGGAGAGACGACGUUAAGCGGGAAGACGAUGCUGGGGAAGACGAAGACGAUGUCGGGAAUAAAGACGAGGGUGACGUUGUUGUCGAGGACAUCGAGUGGACGCCUACCCGGCAGCUGUUGUCUCUUUUGGGGACAUUUUUUACCAUUUUCGACGGCGUCUGGAUGUUAGGAACGGUAGACCCUACAGUUGAAUAAUCUAGAAUUGAUUCAACAAAACUUACUAUGGUUGUAACAUGGUCGGACACGGACUCCUCGUUGUUUACGCAGUCAAAGAUGAAUUGACUCGACAAACGUUGGUCCUCUAACGUUGCUUGUAAUGAUACACGGAGUUGCAGAUCGAGCAAGGAGGCGGCAGCAUAAUGAUCCCACCGCAGCAGUUACAAAAGAGUUAUGGCCACCUGGUUCAGGGGACCUUCUUUAAUGCUGGUUUAUGUUAGUUAAGUCUAAUUGAUCGACCUAUUUGAUUACAAAAAAAGUAGUAGUCUAGGUCUAGCUCUACUAGGUCGUAAGCUCCUCUUUUGUAGUAGUCUUCUAGACCCGCCCUCUUCUAAUGCAAUCUGUGCGACUCUACUGCUCUUUUGUAGUAGUCUAGACCCGCCCUCUUCUAAUGCAAUCUGUGCGACUGGUAGUGGAGCGAUGUGCGCUCCUCUUCGCGAG
This is a messenger RNA of Amoebophrya sp. A25, 1350 nucleotides long. NCBI's taxonomy places the organism in Eukaryota, Dinophyceae, Syndiniales, Amoebophryaceae. The record is from the annotation of a GenBank genome assembly.